Molecule: messenger RNA, 1437 nt
Organism: Zygosaccharomyces rouxii
Lineage: Eukaryota; Fungi; Ascomycota; Saccharomycetes; Saccharomycetales; Saccharomycetaceae
Exons: 1
Coding region: 1-1437 (478 amino acids)
Biological process (GO): fungal-type cell wall organization
Cellular component (GO): fungal-type cell wall
Molecular function (GO): structural constituent of cell wall
Source: RefSeq, a predicted model, not a curated record
AUGCAAUACCAGAAGACCCUAGCUUCUGCCGCUCUAGCUUCCGCAGCUCUAUCCGCUUACGUUCCAAGUGAACCAUGGAGCACUUUGACUCCAAGCAAGACUUUGCCAGGUGGUGUCCGUUCUUACCCAUCUACUUUUGGUAUCUCCAUUCAAACCGUCGCUAACGGUACCAACUCUAAUUCUGAAAAGAGUUCCGACAAGAAGAAGCACGGUAAGAGAGCUGUAUCUCAAAUCGGUGAUGGUCAAAUUCAAGCUACUACUGGUGCUGAAUCUUCCCUAGCCCCAAAGGCUACUUCUUCUGCUAAGCCAUCUGCUCAAGCAGUUUCUCAAAUCACUGAUGGUCAAAUCCAAGCUACUGCUGGUAAGGAAUCUGCUGCUGCAACUGGUACUACCACUUACACUCCAUUGAGCACUAAGACUUCUGAAACCACCGCUACUGCUUUUGAAACCGUUACUACUGGUGGUACUACCACUGUUCAAGAAAAGACUUCUGCCCAAGCUGUCUCUCAAAUCACUGACGGCCAGGUCCAAGCUACUACUGGUAAGCCAACCAACGCUGCCGCACCAACUACCACUGGUGGUCACACUAUGAAGACUACUGUUGCUCCAGUUUCUCAGAUCGGUGAUGGUCAAAUCCAAGCCACUCACUCUGGUGAAGGUUCUGAAGCUCCAAAGGCUACUGUUCCUGCUAUCUCCCAAAUUGGUGAUGGUCAAGUUCAAGCUACUACUGCCCCACAAAUCACUACCGUGACUGAAGGUGGUAAGAAGACUACUUCUAGCUACUACGUUCCAGAAGGUACUCAAUCUACUUCAGUUACCGUGAACAGCAAGCCAACCGUUGUUGCUGUUUCUCAGAUCGUCGAUGGUCAAAUCCAAGCCGAUGGUAUGUCUGGUAGACCAACUGUUGCCGGCUCCGCUUCUACCACUGUCACUGUGAAGGGUAAGCCAACUGUUGCUGCUGUUUCCCAAGUCCAAGAUGGUCAAAUCCAAGCUGACAAGCCAUCCACUUCCUCUGCUGCUCCAGCUGCAACUUCUGGUGUCGGUGCAUCUCCUUCAGGUGUUAACGGUACUUCUGCUGCCACUGGUGCAUCUAACACCUCUUCUGAAGUCUCCUCUUCUGACCCAGUUAGAGCCGUUUCUUGCAAGAACAACGGUACUUUGGGUGUUACCUUGAACGACGGUGUUUUGACUGAUACUAAGGGCAGAAUUGGUUCUAUCGUUUCCAACCACCAAUUCCAAUUUGACGGCCCACCACCACAAGCUGGUGCCAUCUACGCUGGUGGCUGGUCCAUCUCUCAAGAAGGUAACCUAGCCAUUGGUGACGUUGAAACUUUCUACCAAUGUUUGUCUGGUAACUUCUACAACAUCUACGAUGAGAACAUUGGUGACCAAUGCCACCCAGUUCACUUGGAAGUCAUUGACUUGACUGACUGCUAA